GUCGUUAAUGACAAGAAUGAUAACAAACAGCUAACGAACGCCCCUGACUGAAACUCAGCGGAAAAAGUAGGACUGUUUUCGUGCGGGUGUUCGCCUUCAUUCUGACCCUCCGAGGCUUCUUCCACAAUUCCCACCCGACCAUGAGAUUUUCAUAAAGCCCCUUGGGUCAAAACAACUUGGGCUGGCAUAAUGCGCUUCAACGAAAACGAAGUGAUGGCCUUGGCCUUUCAGACGCCCGAAUGGGAAGGCAAACUUCAAUAUAAAGCUCCUAGUCGGGGCCACACCUCCUUCUCACGCGGAUCGGAUUACAAAGACCGCUGGUUUCGACUUCGGGCCAAUUGUCUCUUUUAUUUCCGACUGGGACCAGGAACCACUGGAUCAGAUCGACCUCCUUUAGGGACGGAACCCAUGGGUUUGCUCUUGUUAGAGGGUAGCCACGUAGAGCAAGAAGGCUACGACUUAGCCACCAUCCACGCCUUCAGUAUUGCCUUUCCCAAUGAAGGAGGCGUGGGCUCUGGCAAGCGACAUCUCUUCCUCGCCGAUUCCGGGCUCCACUUGCGGCAAUGGAUCUCGGCCUUGAAAACCGCGCGGUAUGAUCGCUUGCGCGAGAAACUGGUCCACUUGCAAAUCAAAAUUCGCAAUCGAACGGGCAAAGACCCCUUGAUGGGCACCGGGUUCGAAUACAAUCACUUGUUCACCACGUCCCUGCCUAGUCAAGUGAUUGUGCCUAAUUUCUUCUCGGAGGAGGGACAAGGCCAGAGCCCCAAAGCCAAGCCUAGAAAGGCCAAGAUCAAAUCCAACUUCCAAAGUCACGUGGUGGAACGGUGGGAACCGCCCCGACCCGAACACGAGCUCGAGACGCAAUUGGCUGAAGUCAACCUGAAGGAAGCCCGCCAGAAGGCCUCGUUUCAAAGUCACCUCGUGCCUGAAGGGCAACUCAUUGACCUUUGACCAUGCUUGUUGAUAUGUGAAUGAUGAAUGUAUUUUUAAAAAACCGAAUAUUUUUGGACCCAGUAAAGAGGAAAAAGUUUCUUCGA
Molecule: messenger RNA, 1037 nt
Organism: Tigriopus californicus
Lineage: Eukaryota; Metazoa; Arthropoda; Copepoda; Harpacticoida; Harpacticidae
Product: pleckstrin homology domain-containing family J member 1-like
Exons: 1
Coding region: 190-951 (253 amino acids)
Biological process (GO): retrograde transport, endosome to Golgi; endosome organization; receptor recycling
Cellular component (GO): early endosome; recycling endosome; trans-Golgi network
Source: RefSeq, a predicted model, not a curated record